AUGGUAUUUAAGUCAUUCAAGUGCAAGCUCUACUCCAAGAGCUAUCACUCUUCCGCACAGAAGCAGUCAACGGCGUUUUUUGAAAGCUCUUAUCAGUAUCUGCGCCGAAAUCAGGGCCUUGUAAGCCAAGACAGUUGCAUUCCUUCUUCGGACAGUGUGGCGGUGACUCCAAACCCGGUUGUGGUCGCCAACGUUAACUACAAUAAUGUGGAACUUGCACUGGAUCCCGAGGCUUGCGAAGGAACUCCGUUGCAAACACGCAGAAGUCUGGAUGAGGGAGCUUUUGAAAACCGAACAGGACAUACCAAUGGACCCCGCAGAAAAAGCUUAGGAGCUGCAACCGCUUCUUCUAGUAUUUCAACUGCCCAGUCCUUGGAGCGAUUCCGAUCUCGACAGCACAAUGAAAACUAUGCCCGCUACCCAAGACACACGCAGCUUGAAAUAAAUGAGAGACUAUCCAAGAGCUACUUUUCGACCAGCUCUGUAGAGCGUCCAGGUCAAAAAAUUCCUAAUACCAUAAGUUCGAUUCCAAAGGAUGCGGCCGAGCUCAAUGCCGUGCCUUCAGAUUCAAAAAUUUCAGAUACACAGCAGCAAUCAGCCGAGAGUGAUGAAAUUGAGACUUUAAUGAAUAACGACACUCGCUUGGAUACCUCGAUUCCAGCAUGGGAACCAGACAAUGAAGAGUGUCUCAAUCCGACUACUUUUCUUCAAACACAAACUAACUACAUCAAGAAAUCCUUUGGACAACAAGAUUACAACAGCAUAAACGCAUCAUUUCAGUCCCUUCUGCGAAAUAACAUCAUUCCGCCAAUUGAAUUGUAUGCUUUGGUGAUAAAAUCUGUGUGCGAUAGAGAAUUGGAUAAUGACAAUGUGGACAAUCGCAUGUUUCAGCUGCUGAAUUGUUACCAAAGUCUCAUUGACAAUAAAAUGAAACCCACUGAGGAAAUAUACAAUGCGGUGAUAGGUAGCCUACUGAAAGGGUCUAUCACAGCAUAUGAACUGGGCAACGCGAAUGGGCUUGAUUUCUAUAAGAUCGCGGUUGAUCUGCUGCAGGCCUCGACUACCCACAUUUCGCAUCAAUUUUCAAAAGAGGUUUUAGACUGUUCAAUUCUGGCAAUGAAUCUCUAUCCCGGCUAUGUCAAACUUGACUACGUCAAAAACACUCUACAAAACUCCCAAUUAUACUACAAGGACUCUUUCUACUAUGUGGCCCUUGUUACUUACGCCAAAAAAAUUAAUGAUAAUGCUGCCGUCAAGAGCUUAUAUGAGGACUUCAGAAGCUUGUGUGCAUCGGAUUCGCAUCUGCUGCGGCAUCAAUAUGAAGUCUACAGUGCCGUUUUGCCAGCAUUGGUUGAGACCGGAGAUAUGGCCCUAGCGAUUAAAUUGCUGGACAGUGUUUUGACCGACGCGAAAGAAAAGGUUGGACUAGCAUCCAACGUGUCGUUGAUACUUUCGCAUUUUUUGAUAUCAGUAAGCAAGCUGGACUGUCAGAAAGCGUACACUUUAUGGUUUGAGUUCAAAAAACUUCGCUGGGUGCCAGAAUUUUCAUACAGCUUCUACUUGACUUUGCUGUCCAAUAGCAUGGGGAACUGGGAGCUUGCGAAAAAGAUAUAUGACUACUCUUUUCCUAUGCUUCCUAAUGUGAAAGCAAAACCGCACAGUUUCAGUGAUCAUCUAUUGAGUUUAUCUGGCUCUGAAACGACUUUGAGCUCUUUCUUGGAUUAUGCUCUACAGUUGAAGGAUACAGAGGUUGUAAUGAAGAUACUCGAAGAAUCCGUUGUAAAGAAGUACGCGUUCGAUUCUGGGGUAUAUCCCUUCAUAUUCCAGUUUCUAAAGGACAUUCGAUGUCCUGAGGAUUAUUUGACUCGAUUCAUCAAUUGCCAUGGCGAACUCUUGAACAAGACCAAAGAAAAGUUCAACUUUUUGAAUGGGUUGAUAGACGCCUACCAAUCUCAAGUAAUUUUAGGCAAAGUCGCCGACUCGAGUUUCUUUUUGGACUGCUGUGAAAGAUUCAAUGUAUCGAACAGUCAAAUUAACUAUAGUGGUUUGAUCGCAUGCUUUCAAAGCUUGUGGGGUCGCCCUCAAACUAUUGAAAAGUACAGCUAUAACAUCAAACUACAUGGAAUAAUGAUCUGCAAAUUAUACGAUCCUGAGAGCUAUUACGCCGUUAUGGAAAACGAGUUCAUGCUCCAGUUCAAAGAUCGCUUAACGACAAGAUUUGAAAAACUAAUGCUCAACUAUCAGCGAUUGUCCCUUGACCCUAAUGACGUAGUGGGGACGUCGAUACAGGCAGCCAAAAUGAUCAGCAUGCCCGAAGGAGUCGUGGAUUAUUUUGCUCAUCCCGGUGAUUGGGACAAAUCAUAUCCGCUUUGUUUAGGGUCAAUGAUCAGGAACUCACUUCCCACAGGACGUAAAGCCUAUGAAAGGUUGCGCUCAGAAGGCUUUCGUUUCGACUACGACACUUACAAACAACUUGUUACUCGCAAUGUGAACGAUGCGGAUACGGUCACUAACUGUCUCAACCUUUGCCCCGACGAGAAAGAAAUGGGCUACAUUACUAAUUCGUUGGUAGUGAAGACUACGAGCAGGGAUCUUGAGGCUAGGGUUCUAAGACAUCCCUUGUUCCAAACUGAAAUUCUGCCGUAUUUGAAGGACGAUUCGUGCCUUCGUCUUGCAAGAAAUGCGGGUGAUGUUCAAACAUUCAUUGACAAUGUGAACUUUCCCGAAAAAUUCCAAGGAAUUGCAGAACAAGCAGAACACAAGAACUCUGUGAGUUACGUCUAUGAGGAGCUAUUUAGGAGCAAACGUUACUCUGAAAUUAUAAGGCUCAACAAAAUUUGUCCUGUUUUGGACAUCACUUUGUUGUUGAAGUCUUGCAUACGUUCUGGAGACAUUGCGCAAUACGAAUUGCUCUGGAGCAGGUUCCAAGGUCGUCUUGGACCGGAAAAGUGCAAUAUACAAGCAGAGUUUUUACUGGGCAACAAAGAAGUCGAUGAGGCAAUUAAAGUGCUCAGAUCUGCAGAUGCUAAAAGUGAACACAAAUCUAAUGAUUUGCUUUCCUUCGCACUUUUCCUCAAAAGUUUCACGACGCCUGUUGUUCAAUAUGACGAAGUUGAGAAUACUUUGCAGCUAGCUAAUAUGCUUUCCACACAAAAAACCUUCGCAGGAAUGGUAGCCCUCUACCAGGAGCUGAUGUGCGACCAAAACAGCACAUUAGAAACGACGACAAAGCAGGCUGUAAAUUUGGAGAUUAGUGAACAGAUGCUCAACAACUUACAUGAUUCGAUGCAAUUUAUUGAUUUUGAAAAAGAUUCCAAUAGGUCAAUCGCCGUACAGAAGCUCACCAAUUACUACAGAUUUAGGACCUUUCUCAAGCUACCUGACGUUUCUGAAGCCGACCUUUUCAAACUCCUUCGCUUUUACUCUGAAGCUCAUCGUUCUAGUAUCGACGCUCUUUUCAAUAACAUCGUUGAGACAAUAUAUCUCAACCCCAAUACCAGGUGCUUGUACCUGCCGAACAAUAUGAAAUUUCAUUUCAAGCCAGAACAGUUAUCCAGGCUCGUCAGAGGUAUUGAAAACUUUUACAUUGAUGAGUCCAACGUAGAGGAUGCUGAGAAAGCCAAAGGAUUUCAAUCCGUUCUCAGGAAACUAUACAGUCUGACUGACUAA
Molecule: messenger RNA, 3669 nt
Organism: Lachancea sp. 'fantastica'
Lineage: Eukaryota; Fungi; Ascomycota; Saccharomycetes; Saccharomycetales; Saccharomycetaceae
Source: the annotation of a GenBank genome assembly